Molecule: messenger RNA, 2508 nt
Organism: Eutrema salsugineum
Lineage: Eukaryota; Viridiplantae; Streptophyta; Magnoliopsida; Brassicales; Brassicaceae
Exons: 3
Coding region: 1-2508 (835 amino acids)
Source: RefSeq, a predicted model, not a curated record
AUGGCUAUGGUUACCAAGGAAGCUCAGUACAAGACAAUCUCGCCCUUUGAUCUCACAUCAGGCGACAAUCCCGGUGCCGUAAUCUCACAGCCUCUCCUAAACGGCUUGAAUUAUGAAGAAUGGGCUCGCAAUCUGCGUAUGGCCCUCAGCUCAAGGAAAAAAUUCGGUUUUCUGGAUGGGAGCAUCCAAAAACCAAAAGAUGACGACCCAAAGCUUGAAGAUUGGACUGCCAACAAUCACCUUCUCAUCGGUUGGAUCAAACUCACGAUUGAACCGCGUCUUCGUUCCUCCAUCUCCACUCGCGAGGUUGCAAAAGACUUAUGGGACAUCAUUAAGAAACGUUUUUCUGUGAAGAGUGGUGCUCGCCUUCAGCAGCUUCGAAACUCUUUAGCCACUUGCAAACAGAACGGAUCUUCCGUCGACGACUAUUUUGGUCGUUUAACCAAGAUUUGGGAUGCAAUUGAGGAGUGUAUGUCCUCUAAACGCUGCACAUGUGGGAAGUGCGAAUGUGAUCUCAACACGGCGCACGACAAAGAGAAAGAGAUUCUUCGGGUCCAUGAUUUUCUCGCAGGGCUCGAUGAUUCUGUUCAUGGGGUCAUCCGAUCUCAAGUUUGCGUUGUUUCUCCUCUUCCGGACUUGGACACCGUUUACCAGACGAUUCUGCAAAAUGAAACAAUCCGUAUGAAUGUUGAUCCGACGAUGCCGGUCAUGGGUUUUGCUUCCCAAGCUGCUCCUGCAUCUCGUUCUUCCCAAGUUUGGACUCGGGAUAUUGCUUCUGGAGGUGGAUCUCAGAAUCGUGACCCUUCUCGUCUUUGUUCGGUAUGUGGCAAGAUGGGUCAUGACUCGACUUCAUGCUUCAAGGUGAUUGGUUACCCGGAAUGGUGGCAAGAUAAAUCGCGUGGUCGAGGUGGUGGCAAGGGUUCCUCUCGUGAUUCUGCAGCUCCUGGUCGUGUUACUCCUCGUGCAAACAGCACGCAGAUUCCUUCAGCUAACUCUGCUGCAAUGGGAACGACUGCUUUGAUCACAGAUAAUGAUCGAGUUGGUUUGGCAGGUCUUACGGAUGAACAGUGGAGUGUGGUGCAGCGGAUAAUCAAUGCUGGUAAAUCUGCUGCAAAUUCAGGGGGUAAGAACAUCGAUAAUAUAUGGAUUUUAGACACAGGAGCUACACAUCACAUGACUGGACGUAUUGACUUGUUGACCGAUAUUCGGGAUAUCUCUCCUCUCUCAGUGAUUUUACCAGCCGAUUCGGAUGCAUAUGCAUCAAAACAGGGGACUGUUCAUCUGACUUCUGGAUUAUCUUUGCAGAAUGAUCGCGCCUCGAGGAUGCUGAUUGGAGCGGGUGAACGAGAGGGAGAGGGACUAUACCGGUUUCGGAGCAUUGAAGAAAUGGCAGUGUUUCAGACAAGUAUUUCUGCGGAUAUGGUUUUGUGGCACCAUCGUUUAGGCCAUCCUUCAUCUCAGAUCACUGGCAUUGUUCCAGGCGUUAGUAGUUAUUCUAGUAGUACGGAGUCUUUACUUAAAAAGUGCGAUAGGCUGUAUGACUUGGAGCGCCAUAUCAUCUUCACAUCUCGUGACGUUAUUUUUCACGAGACAGAGUUUCCAUUUACUCACUCUACCUCGGUGGCAAUUUCUAAUGAUGAUAUGCUUCCUUCUCCAAUGACGAACAUACCCGUUGACGAUGGACCAGUUCUCACCGCUGACUCAUUUGACGACAAUGGUGACUCUGAACCUCCUGUCCCCGUUGUUGUUCCUACUCCUGUAUCUGAUACACCAGACUCUAUUGCCGAUAACAGUCUGGCACCGCCACCUGCUCAGAUUCAAGAACAGCUUGGUAGGGGUUGUCGUACUAAGAUCAGAAAUGUCAAACUUCAUGAUUACGUUGUUGACACGAUUUCAGGCAUUCCUCCCCCUCUCUCUCUAGAAUCGGGUUCACCUCCUCCUCAGUCAUCCUCAGGUUCGCUUUAUCCCCUCUCUAACUAUGUUUCCAUUGAAUGGUUUUCCCCUAACCAUCGUAAAUUUGUAAUGGCCUUGACCACGAACAUUGAGCCACGUUCUUUUCUAGAGGCCAUGAAACACAAACAUUGGGAGAAUGCAGUGAAUUCUGAAUAUAACUCUCUUGAAGAAUUACAAACUUGGCGUCUUGAAGACCUACCUCCCAAUAAGAAGGCUCUCGGUUGUAAAUGGGUUUUUACUACGAAAUAUCGCUCAGAUGGAACUAUUGAAAGGUAUAAAGCGCGUCUCGUUGUUCGUGAUGACCAUCAAGAGGAGGGAUUUGAUUACGAUGAGACUUUUGCUCCGGUAGCAAUGAUGAAAACGGUUCGUACGUUUUUGGAUUAUGCAGCGAAAAAGAACCACGAAGUUCACCAAAUGGAUGUUCAUAAUGCAUUCCUUCAUGGUGAUUUGCAUGAUGAAGUUUAUAUGAAACUUCCUCCUGGUUUUCGUCCAGACGGUGAAACGAGAGUGUGUCGCCUACAAAAGUCGUUGUACGGUUUGAAACAAGCCUCAUGA